UAGCAUGUUAUCAAAUACAGCUCCCUCAACUUGCCACAUUGUUGCCCAUUCGGGAAAUCAGCGUAGUUAGCCAGAGCAGCAAGAUCAAACAGAUCAAGGGGACCUCACAGGACGAUUUCAGUGGUGGGCAUGCCAUGAACAGUUAUUGGAGUAGGCUUACUUCCAAGGGCAUCUACAGCUAGGGACCCGGAGUAUCCUAUGGUGGUCCUGGAUUGUCUGGCUCGGGAUUUAUUAACUAGGUUUAGCUCUACGGAACUCUACGGUUGAUUGGAUUUCGGUUAAACACGUCAUGUAUGUUGUGCAACGUCGAAAUGUACGUCUACAUAAAUAACGGGGCAAGUGAUCGAUUGAACAUCCACCUGCUCAAAAUCGCCCUUGCACUAUUCUUGAUUCGUGAUGCUCUUCCUGAGCUUUCUUCUUCCAUUGUUGCAGCUAGCACAUGCGGCAUCCAUCAUCUCGCGAUCCCAUUCCUAUCCACUCAACCCUCGCUCGAAUACGCUGGGCCCUACAACUGACCUAAUAAUUUCCAAUAAAGUCAUAGCUCCAGACGGGUUCGUGCGUUCUGCAACUGUCGCUGGAGGAACGUCUCCGGGUCCAAUCAUCGCAGCCCAGAAGGGUGACAAAUUCGCGAUCAACGUUGUGAACCAACUCACUGACGAUUCAGCGUUCAAAGGCACCAGUAUACACUGGCAUGGAAUCUCUCAGAACAGGACUAACUAUGUGGAUGGAGUCGCGUUCGUUACUCAAUGCCCCAUUGCGCAAAACGACUCAUUUCUGUACUCCUUCGAUGCUCAGGGCCAGGCGGGGACAUACUGGUAUCACAGUCAUUACUCGACACAACAGUGUGAUGGCUUGCGUGGGGCCUUGAUCAUCUAUGAUCCCGAAGACCCCCUGUCCUACUUAUACGACGUUGACGAUGAGACCACUGUCAUCACCCUCGCUGACUGGAACCAUGCGGUCGCCCCCGUUUUGAACCAUUUCGUCACUGUCACUAGUAAUUCAACCCUCAUCAACGGUCUCGGUCGAUACGCGGGGGGCCCCACUGAUACCGAACUGGCGGUGGUCAAUGUUGAGUACGGUAAACGAUAUCGCCUACGCAUCAUAGGAAUGUCUUGCUUUCCCAAUUUUAUGUUCUCCAUCGAUGGCCAUGACAUGACGGUCAUCGAAGUGGAUGGUCACCUGACGGAGCCCCUCCUCGUGGACUCGAUUCAGGUACUUGCCGGACAGCGAUAUUCUGUCGUGCUCAAUGCGACUCAGCCAGUCGGCAAUUACUGGUUACGAGCGCUUUCAAGCACUACGGGCUCGACUUUCGACGAUGGCCAGAACAUGGCCAUCUUGCGAUACCAGGGUGCACCUGCCACAGAGCCAACUACGAACCAAACUACAAGUACCCUGCCGCUUUUUGAGGGCAACUUGCAUGCGCUCAUCAAUCCCGGUGCACCUGGUGUUCCGGGAUAUGGGAAUGCGGA
Suillus clintonianus is the source of this 1469-nucleotide messenger RNA. RefSeq names its product laccase 1 CVT. The record is from RefSeq and is a predicted model, not a curated record. The annotation marks the transcript as partial. NCBI's taxonomy places the organism in Eukaryota, Fungi, Basidiomycota, Agaricomycetes, Boletales, Suillaceae. The transcript is spliced from 7 exons. Gene Ontology annotation, molecular function: oxidoreductase activity; copper ion binding.